This is a messenger RNA of Juglans regia (Persian walnut), 2945 nucleotides long. RefSeq names its product pentatricopeptide repeat-containing protein At1g79540. Lineage: Eukaryota; Viridiplantae; Streptophyta; Magnoliopsida; Fagales; Juglandaceae. Gene Ontology annotation, molecular function: protein binding. Bases 208 to 2583 code for a protein of 791 amino acids. The record is from RefSeq and is a predicted model, not a curated record. The transcript has a single exon.
UUCCCUUCCAAGAGUUGAAUGACCCAUAGCUCUCUGCACCUCACGGAGACUAGCAUUUCACUCCAUAGCUUUGCCAAUUGCUACUGCUGCAAAACUCUCAAACCAAUCCAAUUCAAUCCAACUCCAAUCCGAGCAAGUGCAAUGAUAGAUCUUCCACAAGAACAGUAAGAUCUCUGCCUGUGCCGCUUCCACGACCUCAAUGAGGCGAUGAAACUCUCGACUCUGUUCAUCCGAACACCCGCCUCCUCACCAGAGCUGCAAUGUUUCAGCCAUUUCAAAACUACUGUUUCCAAUCAAGUCAUUUCCAUCCUCCAUGAGGUUAGCCCAAUGGAACCCGCCUUGGAACGCCUAGUCCCCUCUCUCUCAUCCAACAUCGUCUCCUACGUCAUCCAACAACACCGGGACCCGCAGCAGGGUUUUCGAUUCUUCAUCUGGGCGACGCAGAAAAAAGGUCUCCGUAGCCGGGCCUCUGAUAAUCUUGUCAUUGACAUGCUUGUCAGGGAUAAACAUGGGUUUGACUUGUACUGGAAAACUCUCCAAGACCUCAAAAACUCUCGGAUACCGAUCACUCCCAAUGCUUUUACUGUGUUGAUUGCAGGAUAUGCGAAGAUGGGAAUGGCCGAAAAGGCCGUCGAAGCCUUCUCGACAAUGAAAGAUUACGACUGUAAGCCUGACGUGUUUACCUACAAUUGUAUAUUGAAUAUUAUGGUUCGAAAGGGGGUGUUUUUGUUAGCGUUAGCAAUAUAUAAUAAUAUGUUGAAGUCAAAUUGUACUACUGAUUCGGCUACCUACGGCAUCUUGAUGAAUGGCCUUUUCAAAACUGGCAAGACCCGGGAUGCACUCAAGCUGUUUGACGAAAUGAUCCAGAGGGGUAUCCUGCCCAACAAGAGAACCUAUACUAUUAGUAUAUCGGGAUUGUGUCAGGGAGAGAGGCCCAGUGAGGCACAUCGACUGUUCAAUAUGAUGAGAGAGAGUGGGCGCCCCGAUGAUAUUACUCACAAUGCUUUGCUUAACGGAUUCUGUAAAUUAGGUAGGAUUGAUGAAGCAUAUGCACUUUUGCGAACCUUCGAGAGGGAUGGGUAUGCACUUAGACUCAAUGGGUACAGUUCUUUGAUUGAUAGUUUGUUUAGAGCUAAGAGAUAUAACGAAGCACAUGCGUGGUUCAGAAAAUUGCUCGAGGAGGAUGUAAAGCCGGAUUUGGUUUUGUACUCUAUAAUGAUUCGGGGGUUAUCUGAUGGAGGCAAGGUUCAGGAGGCUUUGAAAUUGUUGGCUGAGAUGACUCAGAGGGAUUUGGUUCCUGAUACUUAUUGUUACAAUGCUGUGAUUAAAGGGUUUUGUGAUAUGGGUCUUCUGGAUGAGGCUCGGUCCCUCCAACUUGAGAUUUCAAAGCAGGAUUGCUUUCCUAAUGCCUAUACUUACACCAUUCUUAUUUGUGGUAUGUGUAGAAAUGGGCUGGUCGAGGAGGCACAACUGAUGUUUAAUGAGAUGGAGAAACUUGGAUGUGUUCCUUCUGUUGUGACCUUCAAUGCUCUUAUUGAUGGACUUUGUAAGGCCGGCCAGCUUGAGGAAGCUCAUCUUUUGUUCUACAAGAUGGAGAUAGGGAGAAAUCCUUCUAUAUUUCUCCGGCUCUCUCAAGGUUCCAAUCCAGUUCUUGAUGGUGCCAGCCUCCAAAAAAUGGUAGAUCAACUGUGCGAUUCAGGAUUAAUUCUUAAGGCCUACAAACUUCUCAUGCGGCUUGCUGAUAGUGGUGGGGCCAUGCCCAACAUCACAACCUACAACGUUCUGAUCAAUGGUUUUUGCAAGACUGGGAACAUCAAUGGUGCUUUCAAGCUCUUCAAGGACCUGCAACUGAAAGGCUUAUCUCCUGAUUCCAUUACAUAUGGAACACUUAUAGAUGGGCUUCAAAGGGUUGACAGAGAAGAGGAUGCAUUUGGGGUCUUCCAUCAAAUGGAGAAGAAUGGGAUUACACCUAGCUUUUCAGUUUAUAAAUCACUUAUGACCUGGUCAAACAGGAAAGGGAAGGUUUCAUUAGCUCUUAGUCUUUGGUUAAAGUAUCUGAGAAACCUUCCAGGCACGGAAGACGAAGCCAUCAGAGCAGUGGAGGAAUAUUUUGAGAAAGGAGAAGUGGGGAAGGUUAUCCGAGGCAUACUUGAAAUGGAUUUUAAACUGAACAAUUUUGACUCGAGUCCAUAUACCAUUUUGCUCAUUGGAUUUUGUGAGGUAAGAAAAAUGAACGAAGCUAUGACAAUAUUUUCAAUUCUUAAGGAUUACAAGGUCAUUAUCACUGCCCCAAGUUGUGCAAAGUUGAUUCAUGGUCUAUGCCAGGAAGGGAAUCUGGACCUGGCUAUAAAUGUGUUCCUAUAUACCUUAGAGAGUGGUUUCAUGAUGUCACCACGACCUUUAAACCAGCUGCUAAAAUGCUUACUUCGUUCCCGAUAUAAGAAGCAUGUCCCAAGCCUUGUAAGUAGAAUGAAGUCUUUUGGAUAUGAUUUGGAUGUCCAUCUUUACCCGUCUACAAAGUUUCUUCUUCUUGGUAGUGGUAGCUGGAACACAAGGGACACGGAAAAUGUUUCCCCUGGAUGAUUGCUGCCUAUGGUGGAUGACUUACAGUCAGGGACAGACUCUUCUGGUACAAUAUUCUUUAGCUGAACUUCAUUGGGACAGCUGUUGUAAAACAAUAGUUUUGAUUAAAAUGGACACCAACCUCCCUCCCCGAGAUUUUUUUUAUUUUAUUUUUUUAUUUUUACCCGACUGCUUGUGUAGGUUCAUGGGGGUGGAAUUGGUUUGUUAAUAAGUAAAAAGGUGUACUUCUGAGGAAGUCGAUGACAUUGAUAAUUUCCUAUGCAUACUAAUAACUUUUUUGUAAUGCAUACCUGAACCUUUUGUAACAUUACUGACUUGAAACAGCAGGAUGAAAUUCAUUUUAUGAAGAAUUAGAAGCUGUU